Molecule: messenger RNA, 492 nt
Organism: Kalmanozyma brasiliensis GHG001
Lineage: Eukaryota; Fungi; Basidiomycota; Ustilaginomycetes; Ustilaginales
Exons: 1
Coding region: 1-492 (163 amino acids)
Source: RefSeq, a predicted model, not a curated record
AUGACGACGAUGAGCCAUGCUGCCGUGCUCAGCAUGCCACCGAUAACGUCGGACGACUACGUGCUCGACCCGCGCAAAUCGAUGCCCGACUACCGUCGCGAAAUCUACGACCUGCUGCAAUUUCUCGACGAGGAGCAAGACAAGAUCGAGAAGCAACUCGCUCGUUUCUCAGCACCUGCGUCAUCACAGAGACACCCCACACGACGCCGGGCCAGGCGCGAACAAGACGACGGAUUCUCCGCCUCAGAGGAUGAAGCAGACGACGACUUUGUGGUUGUUGAGGACGUCAAUGCUGCGAGUCGCAAAAAGCAACUCCUGUCCCAAUUGCAGCAGCUCUGGAGGACAAGAGACGCCCUGCGCAAACGAGCGAAGCAGCUCAACAUCCGCAUCGACAGCUUGGUCCACGGCAAAGGGUCGGGUCUCAUGAGCCUCGAGGACUUCUCGCACGAUGAUACCGAUUUCAAUGGCCACGAUGAUCACGACGAGCUCUGA